AUGCUUUCACACAAAGAGCCAUCCAUUUCAUCGACACCUGCUGCUUCUAGCGGACAGAGAUCAAUAUCGCCUUGUAACGUGCUGCACAUAGCGUCGGAUGAAAAUCGGUCAAUCAAUGCAGCACGUCGACCACGGAACCGGCGGGCCUGUGAUGCUUGUAGAACCAAGCGUCUCAGAUGCGAGUAUGAUGCGCAACGAGAGGUCUGUCAGCGAUGUUCAAGGCUUUCCAUCGAGUGCCAAAUGCUUCGACCUGCGCCGGCAGAUCAACGACUACGGGCCAAGAGAGUCAGGCGAAGGGGCGCUACGUCGAGACGUGUGAGCGAGUCUGCAUCGCUUUCCGAUGAAACGGAUAGUGAGAUUGCCUCGCAAUCACAAGGAUUAGAACCCAGGUAUCUCGGCUCUACCUCCCUGAGCGGGCUUGCCGCGCUCGCUUUAGAACUCUUUCCGCCUUCUACAAGGCCAAACCUCAACGAGCUGGACGAUCAAUACUCACAUUUCCGCAUUACCAUGUGCUCGGGCGAAGAGGCGGUUUUGAUUGGUCGAGGAGCAUCAGCUGCUACAAAGCGAAGACCAACGGCAGGAUCCAGAACGCGAGGAAAUGAAGACGCUCAUUUUGACGGAUUCGGCGAAAGCAUUGCAGGAUCUGUGGAAAGUGAAGCCGUUUUACUGUCACACUUGCCGUAUGCACCUUGGCAGCCCUCUCCCGUCAGUCUGGGCAACGUUCAAGUCCUACUGCUAUUAUCUCUCAGCGCUGAAAUGCACUACGGCUCGAAUGAUUCGAGCGGCGGUCUAAGCUGGCUUAGGGUGGGGAUGGGCAUCAGAAUGGCGCAAGACAUCGGUCUUCACCGAGAAAUCACUUCGCAAUCAAUCCCUUCGCAACAGCUCAAUAGGAGACGGAGAGUCUGGGCUGCGUGCGUUAUAGCAGACAGAUGGUAUGCGAUUUCAUUUGGAAGGCCAAUGGCGAUCAAUCUUCUUGAUUCCGAUACGCUAGAACCCUCAAUGUACGGGGACAAUGCUAGAAAAGAUGGUACAUCUCGGGAUACUCCUUUUCAAGUUCACACGGAACUAGCAAAGCUGAGCAUACUGCUGGGACGAGUCAUACGAUAUGCAUAUAGCCCCUUCGGUAUGGAUUUAUGUACAGAUGAUCAACUACAUGACAUCACGGACGACUUGCAAAAUUGGCGGUCAGGCCUUGCCCCGUCAUUGGAACUGGGAUCGACUCGGGAAAGCUCUCAUGCUGGCUUAGUCAACCUGCUGGCAACAUGCGUGGAACUUCGCGCGUUUCUUCGUCCAAUCAAGCCGAUACCGGUCACGGUGAUUUAUCGACCAACUCGCGCACAAUGGGACAAUGUAGUGGCCAGGUCAGGCCAAGCAAUAUCAUGGGCCGCCCGAGAGGGAGCUUAUUAUCUAGAUACUUGGUUUCCAGUCAUGUAUUCAUUAACAUGGUGUUUUAUCGUUCAGCUACAUGCUUACGUCGAAACAAAAAAUGAAGCGACGUUGCUGCUCAUUCAGACAAAGGUUGUAGCACUCGUCUCGAUACUUUCGUCUGCCGCCGCGCGGCUUUCUGAAGCACCCGAAGAACAGGCAUUUCAUGUUUUCGGUUCAGAGUCCUCUUCUAUCUCUGACACCGAAGAUGCAGCUCAGCUUUUGCCACCUUACGCAUGCGAUUCCAGCUUGCAAUUUUCAAACAACGAUUUCAGCUCCUUGUCACAGCUUUUACCUGCGUUCGAUGAAGAUAUGUCUGUGCUCAACCAGUUCUUUUUCGGUUCUCAGAAUGAUUGGUCAUAUCGCGGGGACACGGAGUCGUUGGGGGAAGAUAUUUUGCCAGGUGGUCAAUAG
Molecule: messenger RNA, 1839 nt
Organism: Kwoniella shivajii
Lineage: Eukaryota; Fungi; Basidiomycota; Tremellomycetes; Tremellales; Cryptococcaceae
Exons: 13
Coding region: 1-1839 (612 amino acids)
Biological process (GO): DNA-templated transcription; regulation of DNA-templated transcription
Molecular function (GO): DNA-binding transcription factor activity, RNA polymerase II-specific; zinc ion binding; DNA binding
Source: RefSeq, a predicted model, not a curated record